This is a messenger RNA of Amaranthus tricolor (Joseph's coat), 5037 nucleotides long. RefSeq names its product putative cytochrome c biogenesis ccmB-like mitochondrial protein. The coding region runs from base 2756 to 3376 and encodes 206 amino acids. Gene Ontology annotation, biological process: heme transport; cytochrome complex assembly. Gene Ontology annotation, molecular function: heme transmembrane transporter activity. Gene Ontology annotation, cellular component: membrane. The record is from RefSeq and is a predicted model, not a curated record. The transcript has a single exon. NCBI's taxonomy places the organism in Eukaryota, Viridiplantae, Streptophyta, Magnoliopsida, Caryophyllales, Amaranthaceae.
UAUGUGGUCCCAACUUAAUAUCUUCAGUUCAUUUCAAGUUAUAUCCGUUGUUUUCUAUUGGAAAUUCACUCAUCUUUUGCAUUCAUCUCCCCUUCUUAAGAAGUUGCCAAAAAGAGUCCUUCCUCUGAUCCAUAUACUAUACUUAUCGAAUUAUUAGUGCGUCUGGCUCUAGCUAAGCUAUUCAUUUCGAUUGGAUUAUUAUUAAUAGACGAGCUAGACCAGGCAUACACUCAGUGGAACCCGAGCGUAGGAAGUGGGUCUUCCAUACCACCAGCUCCUGGGCCUGGUCCGUCUGACCAUAGUGUGCUAAUUGCAGGUCUGCAGCCAGAUCCUAAUCCAGCGGCGGCAAUGACGAAGCCUGUCUAUUAGCGAAUCAGAGGUGCUUUGUGACAGUAGCCCAAGGGAAGAAUCCGGUUGCAAUGUCGGGUGUAUUCUAUGUUUUCUAUUUAAUAGCGAAUUAUUCUGUCGGGUGUCCUUGACAGGAAAGGCAAAUUUCUAUGAACAAAAGGGCCUUGAGACCUUGACCUUUGACGAGCGCAACGAAGGAUCUGAUCCAGACAUAUGGAUCUCUAUUUCUCGACAAAAAAGAAAAGUACAAGCUCACCUUUCGCGUUUUUCAUAGCGCAGCAUUUCGUUAAUUACCCUGCGAUAGGGAAGACUGGAGCGCGUCCCCUUAUUUAUUAUAUGCCUCAGAUAGGCCUUGUACGAGUUCUCGCCAAGGACUUUCCCGUCCGGAUAAAACAUGUGGCGUCUGAUAACGCCCAUUCUCUGAAAGACGUGACUAAAUCAACACCAGGUACUGACGAGCUAGCCCUUACCGAAGAACCCUUCCCUUUAGCUUCCUCAUGGAAUGAAGAAUCUCCUGGAUAAGGUAAUAACUAGAUUCUCACUAAUCUCUAGGACAAAGCUAGACUAAUCAAUAGACCCAUUAGCCCUUGAAAGAAACCAAACCGAUUAACUAGAAUCAACAUCAGAAUUGAGAUUCACCCUCCAACACUGAUUGAAGGCCUAGAAAGGGAAUGAGACUGAGAGAUAGGAGGAGGCCCAUGCAAAAUAAGUAGAUCGGGAAAAGGGAGUCAACGGGGGCAGUUAGCCCGGUCGAUAGAUGCGGUGCUGAGGUCGCACUUCUCUUUAUGAGUCUGUCCAUUCGAGCAGUCUCUCGGAAAGAGAGCAGUGGAUGAACUAUCCCAUUGCCCUAAGAGCAAAGAUAGACGGUGAACCAAGCGAAUCAAAAAGCACUUCUUUAGUUAGGUCUCGAAAGGAAGAGCUUAGGGCUUUCCUUUGCACGAAUAGGGAUUGAGGGAGAAGCUGUUCGAAACUGUCCGUCUAUUUGCGUUGUGGUACUUUCAGAAUAGAAUAUGCUGCUAUACUUUGCCUGGCAUCUUACUAUAAGAAAGAUUCCUAGUUUCAUAGGCUGUUUGCGAGAUAAAAGCGGUUUAAGGCUGUUAGCUGCUUAUCCGUUGUUAUCGGGCUUACCCCGGGAGAUCUUGGUCCAAGCAGUAAAACGGGCAAUGUCUUUAGCUUCAUAAAGCUAGAGAAGAGGAUAAAGAAAGUUCCAGGAAAUAGUAAAGUAAAGCUAUCAGCAAGCAUGAAACUCCUUCAAUCGCCGAUAUCACAAGCUAAGGGGCCGAUUGACCGGCAGCUUCAUAUCCGAAAGAAAGAACCCCAAAUUUGAGACAUCAUGUGCCACCACGUACGACAAGAAUCGAAUCUAGACAGUUCUUCUCGUUGAGAUAGACCCUACUGGGAAUCCCUUCUCUCGGACUUAAAACCGAAGCUAAUAGAAGAAGAAUUUCUCUUACUUUUGGCUCAGACUCAUUUCCUUAGAAGCGUCUGUCUCAUAUCAAAUGUCUUAGAGAAUCCGCUGCUCUAGAGUAGACACGCACAAAAGCCUUGCCAACGGGGUUCAUUACUUGACUGAAAGCAGGAAUGAGAGCAGACGAGAAUAGAAACUAACUCUCUCUCUCCGCGGGAAAGAGCCGGUGCUCUAGCCAGAAUGUUUGCAAGUGAAGCAGAAGGGUUUUUUAGAAUGUCACCGGGCGUGCUAUUCUAGGUUUUUUCUUUCCUCUGAUGGCAAAUUAACUGUAGCAGUCGUAAGGUGCGGUGCAAACCCUUUCUGACUUUCUCAAACCUGCUUUUUUUAGCCCACGAAUGGGAUUUAUCUUUUAUAGGUGAAUCAGGUUUUCUGUGUAAUCUUAGGAGAUUCGUUUCCCCUUUAUUUAAAAAACUACUAAUAAUUAGAUAGGGAUCGAACUAGCUUUGCGCCACCCUAUCCCGGUGCAAAAAAGUAUUCCCUAGCAGUACCUACUGUUGUGUCUUCGGCAUCGAAAGCAGCAGCAGUCACCUCAAAUGGGUUGGGUUCGCUCGAAGUCGUCGCGAGCCCUACGUUUGAAGCUUCAACACAGUCCUUAGUAUUAGUAGCUCGUUGCUACAACUUCUCUUUGGCUCGCCCCUAUCUCUAAAGGGGCUUACUCACUUCACUCGCUCUUGUUCAGUAGCGGUUUCUUCAUUUGACAAGGAGCUAAAAAGAUUCGGCGUCCAAUCACAAGCCUUUAGCCUUUUGAAAGACAAAGUCUUCCGGCGACAUGAUUAAGACGACCACUCGGAGACAUGGUAUUGUAAUGUCUUCAAUAGCAUGCUCUUACUUCGUAGGGUUGUGAGGGUACGGCGGAGGUUGGUUGAAGAUGAUGUUACGCAGCGUUCAGAACCAGCCUUGAAGUGAUGAAUGAAUUAGAAGGAAGGAAGAAGUAAGAAAAUGAGACGACUCUUUUUUGAACUAUAUCAUAAACAGCUCUUCUUCUCUACACCAAUCACGAGUUUUUCUCUAUUCCUCUCGUAUAUUGUCGUAACGCCCUUAAUGCUAGGUUUUGAAAAAGACUUUUCAUGUCAUUUCCAUUUAGGUCCGAUUCGGAUCCCUCUGUUGUUUCCUUUUCCUCCCGCACCUUUUCUUCGAAAUGAGAAAGAAGAUGGUACACUCGAAUUGUAUUAUUUAAGUGCUUAUUGCUUGCCAAAGAUCCUACUUCUACAAUUGGUAGGUCACUGGGUUAUUCAAAUAAGUCGUGUUUUCUGUAGUUUUCCCAUAUUAAAACUUCUGUAUCAAUUCGGUCAAUCCGGGAUGGAUCGGUUAAACAUUCUAUUAGGGAGCCUGGUCUUGACUCUUCUGUGUGGUAUUCAUUCUUGUUUGGCUCUUGGAAUCACAUCCAGCAGUGGUUGGAACAGCUCGCAAAAUUUAACCACUUCACCUACUUCAUUGCCCUCAACCGUUUCUCGUACCUCUAUUGAAACAGAAUGGUUUCAUGUUCUUUCAUCGAUUGGUUAUUUUUCUGCGUUCGUAUCUCUUUUUCCAAUUUCGGUCUCGAUUAGUUCACAAGAUUGAAUGGCCAAUUCUCCUCCGGACCCUCUAUUCGAUUGUUUUCCAAGAAUCUUGGUUGAGCCGGGUAUGUAAGCCAUGUAUCUGGAAAGAACUUCAAAGUCAAAGAGGGGCUUUCGGUUCUUUUCACCCUCUUUUGGUCUUGCAGCUAUUAAGCUAUUAAAGAAUUUAUAUUAUAUAAUAUUUUAUUAUAAAUCGACAUAUUCUGGCCCAACCCAACUGCUUUCCUUUCUUUCAAAGUGGCAUUGCCAAAAGUAGAAUCAAAGGCUUUUUUACAGGGGAGCUCUUAUUAGCCCAGGAACUUUUUCUAGUUAGUAGCGAUGAUAUAGAAUCCAAAAGCAAUAACGAAGAUGGAGGAGCAUUCAUUCCUCUUUUUAACCAGUUUUCCCCAACCAAGAUAUUCUGCCUAUCCCGAAAAAGGGGACUCUCUCCAAAAAGUAGCAUCAUAGCAAGAGUGGUUUUUACUAAGCAUAUGACGAAGGAUCGGCCGAAGCUAGAGCUAAGUGGCUGGUGGCUGGGUCAGGGUAAGUAUGGAAAGCAUAGGUCGACUUAAUCCAAUUGAUUGGAUUGGUGAAUUUCCUUACUAAUCCGAAAAGGUCAGCCUAUAGACAUUUGAGGGAAAUUCCCACUGAGAUGAUUAAUAUAAUAAUCCGCUUCCUUAGUUUUCUUAUUUAGUUAGAUAGUUAAAAUCUAAUCAAUGGAUGAACCAGAUGUAUAUGGGAUCGUUCCAAAGACAUUCCUUCAAAAGAGGCGGAACUAUACGUUGUCAUGAUUCCAUUAUUAAGAAAAAUCUUUCUUUCCGUAAGCUUCGCUUAAGCGACUUCAUACCCGGGCGCAUUAUGCGACAAAAACUCGUUAAGUAAGAAGACGUGCCUCCGGUCGUACUCUUGAGAGUGCCCUCGGGCAAAGAGCAAUCCAUCCUUGUAUCCAUACAAAGACUCCCUCUUUAGUGAAAGUAAUUUGUUCUUCUUGGCGAAGAGAAUCAGUAAGACAAUCGGGAUAGCAGAAUGGAAUGCCGGGGUAGCGUAAAGACUUAAUAAUAGAGAGUCACACUGUGAACUGAAAGCCUUACUCCCUACGUAUACUAGGUAGUUAGAAUGAGCUCCAUUCGCACUUGGCCUUCCCCUGAAGAUUCAACAUGUCUAGGUGGAGAGCUCGGGUGGUAUGAGGCUUGGAACUUCACUUCAAGCUGACUCAGAGAAAGCAGAUGGUAAAAAAUAAGGAUAAUUCGGAGGAGAGUCCGGAUGAUAAGAAGGCGACUUCCCCGCCUGCUUGUGAAGUGGGCGGGCUGCCAUGGGGGCUCCUGAGACUGCUUGGCUAUGCUUUUUCUCCCUCUUGGUUGAGCUCUAUAAAAGACAUCUUGCGCUUUUUGGAUUCGAACCUCCGGGCGACUUACCUUCCUUAGUCCAUCGAUCGUGAGAUAUUAACCUUCUCACUAUAAUAUCAGAAUAUUCCAUAUAAAUGGUUUACGUAAACACCGUAAUGAUAAAUGGACUCAGAAAGUGCUAUUGUUAAUAUACCAACACCCACGUAUACAAAAAUGGCCUUUACCGCGGGAUUUUUUUUUGUAGUGGGUCAAAGGGAGGCAUUUCCCUAGUGGCGUUAUUGAGCGGCUCACUUCCUUAUUAUUCUAAUAAGAUACUAAAUAACCUUAGUCUUGCAACUAA